CUUUAAAUUGGUUUUAUGAUCAAAUUCAAUUGCUUACAGUAAACAGUUCGUUCAUUCUAUUGCAGAAAGGCUGGACGCAUAAAAUAAACGUGGGCAAAGCGACCAAGAGUUUCUUAAUUAAAAGAAAUCCUGCAAGAGCCUCGCUAACAUCCUUCACUGCUGAGCCAUCAGAGUAAAAAUAUGUUGACAGAGAUGGACAAUGGUACAGUCCAGUGCUCGUUCAUCAUUGACAGUCCAGUGAGACGAUUCUACAUGUAUCCUACGAAUGUGGCAAUGCUGGCGUUGAAUAGCAUAUUUUGUUUAACAGCCACGGUGCAGAACUUACCCGUUAUCGCAGCCAUACUCAGGACGCGGUCCCUUCACACCCCUUCAAACGUUCUUCUGUGCUCGUUGGCAGUGACUGAUCUCACGGCAGGCUGCGUGGUCCAUCCCAUAUUCGUUGCUUUCAAAGCUCAACUUCUACAUGAUCGCUUCUCGUGCACGUUGGUGCUAGUCAAAGAAGGAAUGAUCAUAUACACCGGUGUUCUUUCGAUGUUGACUCUGCUUGCCAUAAGUUUGGAACGUUUGAUCGCGUUACGCGUGCAUUUACGAUACAGUGAACUUGUCACGAUCCCUCGCGUACUUACAGUAGUCUUCAUAACGUGGUUAUCAUGGGGCCUUGUUGUUUGUGCUUGGCCACUAGGGCUUGGUAUUUACAUUGUAUCCCUUGUCAGCGUUGUGAUUAUAAUGGUGAUAGCGAUUGCAUUGGCCGUCGUCUGUGCUAUAAUUUUCCGUAUCUUACGCAGACAUCAGAAAGUAAUUCGAGAUCAAACCCAAUUACAUGCUGAGGAAGCCAGGACGUUAUCACGCAGUAGGAAAUCUGCAGCUGCCAUAUUAUACGUCGUUGUUUUAUUAUUUAUCUUCUAUUCUCCUUGCGCUUAUGCAACCAUUCGUUUUAAUAUCACAAAAGACUUUAGUAUCGCCCAAAACAUUCUGUGGGAUGUUGCAACGACUCUGGCUCUGAUGAACGCAAGUGUUAACCCUAUGCUAUAUUACUGGAAAAUGGGAAACAUUCGUCGUGCUGUAAAAAGGUUGCUCUUUGUGAAUCAGGUUGAGUUAAUUCACAGAGGAAUUGACAUUUCUACGUGUUAAUGCAUACGUAUAACGCACAACAGGUCAUCCGUGAUGGCUAUAAAAUUCGCAAUCAGAUUCACGUGAACAUCAAGCUGCUGUGUACUUCUACAUUUCAGAUGACAACCAUUUUUGAGCACCAUUUAAUAAUGUACCUUAAAAACAACCUUGAAGCAACCUUGUAUUGGUAAGGAAUUGCUUCAGUGAGCCAAAUUCGUGCAUGGCAAAGUGAACUUUCUAUUGAUGUCUUAAUGGAGAAAUUCCGCUUUUAACGCUGAGCCGCUCGUCAUCGAUAGCAAUCGUCGGUCAAAAUGUUCGCUUUUGCCAGUGAGUGAUUCACAUUAAAAUUAGUAUAGGUUAUUCAUCUGAAUACGAAUUACACUACCAGUGAUAUUUCACUUUAGUCCAAAAUUGCGCGAACCUUAUGAUGAGUGCAACUUGAAAGAAUUUAACUGGGGUACGGUGUAAAUCUUUAAUUGCUUGAGCUUUCAUACGAUUUCUCAUUUAUUGUAUGGAUUAGAAAAUUACGUACGAACGCGCGUGUGUCAAUUUGUACUGCAGUGCAAAUUAAAAAAAAAGGAAGGAAACGGUAAAAACUGCUAUAAUAACGAUAAAUAGGCCUGCUCCCAGCCAAUCACAAGGAAGUAAUUUUAUCAGUCAUAUGAUAACUUCAAACUUAUUAUAUGACACACUUUCACACUUAUAUCGCUAUCAAAAUAAUAAGUUGAGUUUUUAGCUUUCAUUGUGUUUGAUUUGCAGUUUCACUACCGCAGGGUUCCGCAACAUUUUGCAACAUUUCCGCCAAAAUUAAGUUUUAAUUUUUAAAUAAUAGUUAACAAUAUUCAGCUGUAUUUUAUCCGUGUCUCCAACUAGUGCCGUUGGCGCUAGAACGACCGAACACUUAACUGAAAGGAUAUGUAUGUAACAAGUUUGUUACACUGUCUUACAUAACUCCUGUGAAGCAAGGUUUAAAGUUUGAAGGGCUGUAAUUGCCUUUAGACAUUUCUGAAGUUGUAUUUUAAAUAAAGUAUGUAAAUACAGUUGAACCCCCAAACUCUGAGGGCAGAAGAAAAAAAGCUCGAAAUUGUUGGCCGGUUCAAAAUAACCUGGUUAGCAUUAAAUAUUAAAAAAAUAACAGUUAAAACUAAUUAAUAUGUAAUCAACACGAUGGACUGUAUUUUUUAUCCGACCAAGGAACACUUGAAGACGAAAUUCACUAUAGUACAAGAUUGAAAUGUAAUGAAAAGCCCAACUUGAAGUUUUCCAGCUAUGCAUGUUCUAACUUUGAUUUCAUGAUACCAAACAAUAGACUUCACGCCUAUAACACCCGCCAGUCUGCGAAAAUCCAUUUGCCUUCCCCAAAAACCAGCUGGGGUAAACAGAAAAUAAAUUAUCAGGUUGUGAAAGAUUUUAAUAAGAUUGUAAUUUCUCU
Messenger RNA from Orbicella faveolata, 2542 nucleotides. Its product is annotated as adrenocorticotropic hormone receptor-like. Gene Ontology annotation, molecular function: G protein-coupled receptor activity. Lineage: Eukaryota; Metazoa; Cnidaria; Anthozoa; Scleractinia; Merulinidae. Gene Ontology annotation, cellular component: membrane. The record is from RefSeq and is a predicted model, not a curated record. Gene Ontology annotation, biological process: G protein-coupled receptor signaling pathway.